Saitoella complicata NRRL Y-17804 is the source of this 513-nucleotide messenger RNA. RefSeq lists its product as uncharacterized. The coding region runs from base 1 to 513 and encodes 170 amino acids. Gene Ontology annotation, biological process: box C/D snoRNP assembly. The record is from RefSeq and is a predicted model, not a curated record. NCBI's taxonomy places the organism in Eukaryota, Fungi, Ascomycota, Saitoellomycetes, Saitoellales, Saitoellaceae. The transcript is spliced from 2 exons.
AUGUCACAACAAAGAGAAACCCUCGAUAUCAAGCGCUCGACCUCGGGGAAGAAGGCCGCAAUUAGCAAGUUGCUCCAGGAGACGCCUGAUCGGGAGGAGGAAGAGGAGAGUGUGCUGUCGAGACUACCACAGCAGAAGCCGGAGAUGAAGCUUGGUGCUCUGGGUGGUGGAUCAGAUCUACUCUCCCGUCUCAACUCGUUCCUCCCACAGCUAAAAGCCGCGAAUGAGGACCUAGAGAAAGUCGAGGAUAAGGAGACGCUGAAUAUUGAGAAUAUUGGGGAAGAUGAGGAGAAGUAUAUUGAGAUGAAUCUUGGGUUGGGGGUGUUGGAGGAGAAGAGGCCGGGGGAGGAAUUCGAGUCGGAUAGUGAGGAGAGUGGGAGUGAGGAGGAGGAGGAGGGGGAGGAUGAGGUUGACAUUCUCGCACAACUUACAGGAGCGACGAAGAAGUCGCGGUCGUCAAAACCCGCAAUCGAGGUGGUGGAGACAAAUACCAAAGAUUCCCAGAAACAAUGA